AUGUCCCAUUCAAGCUCUGAUUCAGAGGAAGACCCCAUCGUCCGUUUGUCAGACAUCCUCACUGUUGCUGCCCAGUAUGAGAAAGGAAAAAUUAAACCCAAUAAAACGACUCCCCGACACACGGCAAACGCAACAUUCCUCACUCGCGUCUCGCUCUUCCAAGGAGAUAUAACCGCAAUGGAGGUUGACUCCAUCGUCAAUGCCGCCAAUCGGAGUCUGUUGGGCGGAGGCGGAGUAGAUGGCGCGAUCCACUCAGCAGGUUUGACUGAAUUCUCUUUCUUCAUCGGUUGUUUACUCAAAUCCAGCGGGACCGCAACUACUCGCAGAAUGCAAGUUUCCUUCACCCAUCCAACGUUCCCUCGUCUGAUCCGGGCGAAAGGUGAGACUCUGGGUGGCUGCGACACUGGCGGCGCUAAGAUCACAAAGGCCUACAAGCUGCCCUCCAAACACAUCAUCCAUGCCGUUGGGCCUGUCUACUCGCGAUCCGACGUGGAGAACCGCGCAAAACAGCUUGCUUCUUGUUACAAGACCAGUCUCGACAUCGCAGUCGAGAAUGGCCUAAAGCAUAUCGCUUUUCCAUCUAUCAGCACCGGCAUAUAUGGGUACCCUAUCGUCGACGCCACGCACAUAGCGUUGGAGACAGUCCACCAAUUCUGUGAGUCAGAACACGGAGGCAAACUCGACCGAAUAAUCUUUGUUGUUUGGAGCAACAAGGACAAAGAGGUCUACGAGACCCUUAUUCCCGAGUAUUUCCCGCUGGAGGAAGAGUCAACGACCAAUGAGCCUGCAGAACAGCAACCUGUCUCGGAGGAGCUUUCCCAGCUUCCUGAUGCUCCAGAAGAGGCUUCGUAA
Messenger RNA from Mycena indigotica, 852 nucleotides. Its product is annotated as Macro domain-containing protein. The record is from RefSeq and is a predicted model, not a curated record. Lineage: Eukaryota; Fungi; Basidiomycota; Agaricomycetes; Agaricales; Mycenaceae. The transcript has 7 exons. Bases 1 to 852 code for a protein of 283 amino acids.